Messenger RNA from Planococcus citri (citrus mealybug), 932 nucleotides. It is a transcript of the gene Chchd2, whose product is annotated as Coiled-coil-helix-coiled-coil-helix domain containing 2. Gene Ontology annotation, cellular component: mitochondrion; nucleus. The transcript has 4 exons. Bases 141 to 584 code for a protein of 147 amino acids. Gene Ontology annotation, biological process: mitochondrion organization. The record is from RefSeq and is a predicted model, not a curated record. NCBI's taxonomy places the organism in Eukaryota, Metazoa, Arthropoda, Insecta, Hemiptera, Pseudococcidae.
AUUGGUCAGAAUCCAACAAUUAAAAUUUUGUCAGACCAUUGAAUGAAAUUGAAUUGAAAGUGCUCAAUAUUUUGUGCGAUAACAAUUUAUUUUUGUCAGUGAUCAGUGAUUUUAAAAAGUUUUCAUAAAAUCCUUUUAAAAUGCCACGACGAGGACGUUCACCUUCACCCUCUUCCAGGGCUGCUCCCCGAAGAGCGUCUCCUGCUCCAGCUCCCCGUCAAACUCAACCAGUUCCAACCCAGGCUCAUCCACCGGCUCCAGUAGCUGCCGCCCCGCAGCAACCUAGUUUAUUUGGUCAAAUGGCAGCCACUGCCGGAGGAGUAGCUGUCGGAUCGGCUAUUGGACACACCGUUGGACAUGCUGUAACUGGUAUGUUCAGUGGCGGUAGCGACCAUGAAGCAGCUGCCCCUGCACCAGCUGCUGCGCCAGCCGGAGCUUACCAGCAAGAACAACCUGCUGGAGGAGCCUGUGCAUGGGAAAUCAAGCAAUUCCUUCAAUGUGCUCAACAACAAGAAGAUAUAUCUUUAUGCAGUGGAUUCAAUGAAGCUAUUCGCCAAUGCAAAGAAAUGAACCGUAUUGCAUAAGUGGUAACGAAAUACCAUUCCUAAUUUCGAAUCGAUGAAUUAGGAAGCUUUCCUUAGGAGUUUCUUUGUAUCAAUCAAUGAAGAAAAUGUAGUUAAUUACUUAAUUUCAACAUUAAAGCUUAAUGCCAAAAUUCGAUUUGUAUUUUUCUUACUUUGUAUUGAUGUAAAGCCUAAGUAAAAUUCUAUGUGUCGUGUUUGUUGCAAUUGAUUGAAAUGGUUUUGCUACUAUUUCAAAAUUUUAUCAGAUCAAUUUUUUCCGGUAUAAAAUUGCUGAUUUUACCAACUAAAUUGAUAUCUUAUUUCGCGUGUUAAUUAUUAUUGCGUUGAAUAAAUCGUAUCUGUACUAUU